Molecule: messenger RNA, 1191 nt
Organism: Morchella importuna
Lineage: Eukaryota; Fungi; Ascomycota; Pezizomycetes; Pezizales; Morchellaceae
Exons: 5
Coding region: 1-1191 (396 amino acids)
Source: RefSeq, a predicted model, not a curated record
AUGGACAAUUUUGCACAGACCGGCAGUGAAGCAGAUGUCCUAUUCGCAGCCGAGGUCUCACCUCCCCAGAAUCCAUCCCCGAGCGCGCCCACUGAGCCACGGGCUUUUCCAUCAAAGGGUUCGGGUAAUAGAGGCGGAGGAGGUGGAGGUGGUAGCGGUGGGAGAGGUGGCCUUCAACCGAGAAGUGUCGAUCAAAGAAAUCCGCCAAAAGAAGCAAAGAUUGUAGAAGGUGCGUCGGAGGGCCCGGCCGCAGAGACCAAAGAUGCCCCAAAACAGCAAAAACAGGAUCGAACCCUUUCUGGUGGUUUGAAGAAGGCCAAACUUACAGAAGAGGAGCUUACGGAACGUAUGGCACGCGCAAAACUCAACAACGAGCGUCUGAUUGAGCGCCGCCGUAAGGCUGAAGAGGAUGAAAACUCUUUCCAGGUACAGGAAGAGGCGCGAAAGCAGGCGGAUGCUACUAAACGAAUUGUUGAGCGUAAGAAAAAGGUUGAGCAAGAAAGGAGUAGAAAAGAGCUGGACGAUGAGCGAGCGAAGAAUAGGCAAAGGAAACUCAAUGCGGUUAAUAGUCGGGAAUGGGACUCAACAAAGACCGAGGAAGAUUAUAAUCCCAGAAAAGGAUCUUCACAAUUUCGUAGAGGUGCAUACGGGGGUGUCGUCGACUCUACACGUGGUUCACCCGCUAGCCGUGGCUUCCGUGGCGCCCCUAGUGGUCCCCGUGGUUCUCCGGGCGGUCCCCGUGGUUCUCCAGGCGCCCCCCGUGGUGCACCCAGUGGCCCCCGCGGAGCUUCGGGUUCUAACAGGGAGGCUGCAGCAUCUAGAGGAGCGCCCAGGAACUCAAAUACAACACAAGAAUGGCCUGCCCUCCCCACGGCAUCUAAGGACAAUGCCUCUGCAGAUACAUCAACUCAGGCUGAAGCCGCCCCAAAGCUUGCAACGCCUACCAAUGAUCAACCUACAAGCUUGGAAGGCCAGCCUUCCACAGAGGAGAAGACUCCCGCAGAAGGAGAAAUAUCUACAGAGGGUAAAGCUUCUACAGAAAACAAUGCUUCUUCAGAAGUAAAGGCCCCCGAGAAGUCUCCCGCAAUAGGCGGUUUGGAUACCAAAUACAACGUCGGGGAUAAUUUAACCCCACUCUCCCCUGCUGUGGGUGGGGAUUCAUGGGCGGAACAAGUUGAAUCGGCUUCUUGA